UGGCAACCAUCAUAUAAAAAUAGAUGCUUGGAAACUCCUCAGUCUGAGUGGGACCAGAGAAGUGGACUUCAGCAAUGGCAUGUGACAAGGCAUCUCCUGCAGAAACUUCUUGGAAAAUCCAUGAAGAAUUCCACAUAGAUGAAGAGGUGGGCUUUGCUCUGCGCAAUCCACUGGAGGAAUUGCCUAAUAAGUAUGCUGACUGGAUGUUCAUUGUUCAAAAUCUACCUGACCUGAUUAAGACUGGCCAGUUACGCACCAAAGUUGAAAAGUUGCCAGAGCUCAGCAUCGAUGACCUCCACGGGCACAAAUUGCAGCGCCUUGCACAUCUGGUCCUGGGGUACAUCACCAUGGCCUAUGUGUGGGAUCGAGGUGACCAAGAUGUCCGUAAGGUCCUGCCAAGAAAUAUUGCUAUUCCUUACUGCAAACUCUCUGAGAAGCUGGGACUACCUCCUAUUCUGGUUUAUGCAGAUUGUGUCUUGGCAAACUGGAAGAAAAAGGAUCCCAAUGGGCCCAUGACUUACGAGAACAUGGACAUCCUGUUCUCCUUUCCUGGUGGGGACUGUGGAAAAGGAUUCUUUCUGGUGUCUCUGUUGGUGGAAAUAGCAGCUGCUUCAGCAAUCAAAGAAAUUCCUACUAUAUUCCAUGCCAUACAACAUCAGGACAAGGAUACUUUGCAAAAGGAACUGGAAAAAAUAACUAAUUGCCUGAAGAAAGCUCUGGAAGUGUUUGGCCAAAUUCACAAAUACGUGGACCCAAAAGCAUUUUUCAAUGUUCUUCGCAUCUACUUGUCUGGCUGGAAAGGCAGCUCCCUGCUGCCAGACGGUCUCCUCUAUGAAGGGGUCUGGGACACCCCACAGCAAUUUGCAGGGGGCAGUGCAGCACAAAGCAGCAUCUUCCAGUGCUUCGAUGUCCUGCUGGGCAUCCAGCAGAGUGCUAGUGGAGCUGCUUCUGAGUUCCUCCAGGAGAUGAGAACAUAUAUGCCACCAGCUCACCAAGUCUUUCUUCGCUCAUUAGAGUCAGGCCCAUCCGUCCGUGAGUUUGUCCUUUUGAAAGGUGACACUGGCCUGCAGGCAGCUUAUGAUGAGUGUGUGAGAGCUAUGGUCUCUUUGAGGAGCUACCAUCUGCAAAUUGUGACUAAGUACAUUGUGAUUCCUGCUCGGCAGCAGCCAAAGGAAAACCAAACAUCUAAAGAUCCAUCAGAAAUGGAAAAUAAAGGAACUGGAGGCACUGAUUUCAUGAAUUUCCUACAGACUGUAAGAAACACAACUCAGAAAUUCCUUUUGAAGGAAGGUUAAUGUAACCCAUCAAGGGCCCAUUUUGUCAAGGUGCAGACAUCAGUAUACAUUCCUACGAGACCCAUGCCUUAAUAAAAUGUAUAUCAGUAGAUUGCACAAUAUAAAAAAUUUCAACCUGAAUUUUUUUCUGCUAUCUGUAGAUUCCUUGCACAAAUCAAUAAAAGAAAAUUAGAUAUAAAAGAGUGCUUAAAAAUAAUAAUACAAGUAGGAUUUUCAUGAACAUAUUAAAGUAUAAUCAGGAAUUUAAUAAAUAAAAUUGAUAUAAAAUAGGAGAUAUAAAACUUGCUUUAUUUGUGACUAUAAUUACAUAUUCCUCCGAAUGAGACCUCCUUAAAAUGACACCUCUGAUGUACCCCUGUACUUUCCUUCUGGUAAUAUAUUCUUUCAUAACUAACUGCUUACUUGUCUGAAUUCUGAUUAGAUGAUAAGCUUCAGACUGGUUAAAUGAUUAGCGACAGGGACUCUGAAUUUUUACCACACCCAUGCAUCCCCAGUACUUAGUAGAUAGCAGAUACUUGGCAAAUAGCUGUUGAAUAUAUAUAUAUAUAUAUAUAUAUAUAUAAAAUAAUGAGGGAAUGUAUAGAAUAAAUUAAUCUGGACUAACAAGAAACAGUUACCUUUGAAAUACAAUUUCUCCUGGGAGAUAAGGGUUAUCAAGCAUUCACAGUCAGGCAUGAAUUUAUUUAAUAGUGGAAUCCUAAAGGUUAGGUAUACAGGGGAACUUAAUAUCUGAGUCAAACUCUUCAUUUUAAAGGUGACAAAGUUGAGGCUCUGAAGGGUGAAGUUACUUACUUAGGGUCUGCAGUUAGGUGCAAUUGGGAGAAUUUAAGUUUUCUGAUGAUUUGUCUUUUUUUUUACUCUACUUGGAACAGCACAAGUUAGAGAGAAAGGGAAUUUUGGAAGGGUGAAGGGAGGAAAUAAGAUGACUUGGGAAGAUAUUAUGAAGUCGUAUAUGGUUAGACAGAAAUCAGCUACGCAAUAGAUUAUGAGAUGACUAAAAAGGCAUAAUGGCCAGAUGGGUAUGGGAUUAGCAAGUACUUUGAAUUUAUGAAAAAUUCAGCUGUGAGGACAUGGGACAUAAGACAGGAGUUUAAAUGAGUACAUGCCAAGCAGAUUCGAAGAAGGAAAUGUAGUCUUAUAUGCUGGGGAAGUCACGGACAUACGCUAAGCAGCCAUCUCCCAGCCCUCACCAUCACCCCCUUUCUAUUGUGCGGUUUCCACUCCACAACCUGGGGGAGAUGUUAAGUCUAAUAAAAAGUCCUUAUCAGAUCUUAAAUCCAGAAACUGGGAAGAAGUAGCCCCAUAUGCUAAAGCAAGGCAGGAAUUCUCAGGGGCAGAUCCCUCUCCCCAGGAUGGACAAACACUACACUCAAACAAUGUAGAUUUGUCGCUCUUCUCCAAUGUGAAGUGGAGGGUGUGGAGCUGCCUUCUACUGACCUUGACCUGAGCUGUUUGACUACCCCAGGAGACUGGCUGCAAUAAGAUCUCUUCUCCUGCUCUUUUGGUCCCUUUGUGCUGUGUUAAGCAAUAAAGUGGUCAUUUGCUGAAAA
This is a messenger RNA of Choloepus didactylus (southern two-toed sloth), 2845 nucleotides long. It is a transcript of the gene IDO1, whose product is annotated as indoleamine 2,3-dioxygenase 1. The record is from RefSeq and is a predicted model, not a curated record. Gene Ontology annotation, biological process: 'de novo' NAD+ biosynthetic process from L-tryptophan. Gene Ontology annotation, cellular component: cytoplasm. Lineage: Eukaryota; Metazoa; Chordata; Mammalia; Pilosa; Megalonychidae. Gene Ontology annotation, molecular function: indoleamine 2,3-dioxygenase activity; metal ion binding; L-tryptophan 2,3-dioxygenase activity. Bases 75 to 1295 code for a protein of 406 amino acids. The transcript is spliced from 10 exons.